This is a messenger RNA of Hyaloscypha bicolor E, 3046 nucleotides long. Its product is annotated as alanyl-tRNA synthetase-like protein. Gene Ontology annotation, biological process: tRNA modification; alanyl-tRNA aminoacylation. The coding region runs from base 1 to 2874 and encodes 957 amino acids. Gene Ontology annotation, cellular component: cytoplasm; mitochondrion. NCBI's taxonomy places the organism in Eukaryota, Fungi, Ascomycota, Leotiomycetes, Helotiales, Hyaloscyphaceae. The transcript is spliced from 6 exons. Gene Ontology annotation, molecular function: ATP binding; alanine-tRNA ligase activity; nucleic acid binding. The record is from RefSeq and is a predicted model, not a curated record.
AUGACGAGUAAACAGGAGAAAUGGACUGCGCCGGUGGUCAGAAAGACUUUUCUGGAGUUCUUUGAGGGGAAGGGCCAUACUGUGGUACCUUCGUCUUCGGUGGUCCCCCACAAUGAUCCAACUCUACUCUUCACCAAUGCUGGUAUGAACCAGUUCAAGCCUAUUUUCCUGGGGACUGUGGGCAAGACGGAUGAUAUGGCACAACUGAAGAGAGCGGUGGAUACUCAGAAGUGUAUACGUGCGGGAGGAAAGCACAAUGAUCUUGACGAUGUAGGAAAAGACAGUUAUCAUCACACCUUUUUCGAGAUGUUAGGGAACUGGUCCUUUGGUGAUUACUUCAAGAAAGGCGCCAUUGAGAUGUCCUGGGAACUUCUUACGAAGGUCUAUGGAUUGGAUCCGGAUCGUCUCUAUGUCACUUACUUCGAAGGCGAUAAGUCUGCUGGUCUGGAGCCAGAUCUGGAGGCGAAGGAGUUAUGGAAGGGAGUCGGUGUUGCUGAUAACCACAUCUUACCCGGCAACAUGAAGGACAACUUCUGGGAAAUGGGUGAUCAAGGACCUUGUGGACCUUGUAGUGAAGUCCAUUAUGACAGGAUAGGCGGUGGCCGGAAUGCCGCUCAUCUUGUCAACAUGGAUGACCCCAAUGUUCUGGAGAUCUGGAACAACGUCUUCAUCCAAUUUGACAGACAGAAGGACAGGUCUCUCAAGACUUUGCCAGCGAAGCACGUGGAUACUGGUAUGGGUUAUGAGCGAUUGGUGUCUGUGUUGCAAGACAAGACUUCCAAUUACGACACUGAUGUGUUCCAUCCCUUAUUCAUCAAGAUCCAGGAAGUCACCAGCGCCAGACCAUACACGGACAAGUAUGGGAAAGACGACGUUGAUGGUAUCGACACUGCAUACCGGGUCAUCGCUGAUCAUAUUCGACUCUUAACGUUCGCCAUCUCUGAUGGAGGUGUCCCAAACAACGAAGGCCGAGGGUACGUUGUUCGGCGAGUGUUACGGCGUGGUUCUCGCUACGCUCGAAAAUACUUCAACGCGGAAAUUGGAAGCUUCUUCUCUCAGAUUCUUCCUGCUCUCGUUCAACAGAUGGGCGGACAGUUCCCGGAGAUUGUCAAGAAAGCGCAAGACGUCAAGGAGAUCUUAGACGAGGAAGAGGAGGCUUUCGCGAGAACGUUAGACCGUGGUGAGAAGAUGUUUGAGAAGUACGCUGCUCAGGCGAUCAAGACGAACACGAAGAAGCUUUCUGGUGCUGAUGUGUGGCGGCUGUACGAUACAUUUGGAUUCCCUGAAGAUCUUACGAAAAUCAUGGCUGAGGAGAGAGGCCUGGAGACCGAUGAUGCUGAGAUUGAGAUUGCGAAGGAGAAGGCUCGUGAGGCUAGCAAGUCUGUUAAGGAGGCUGCUCACACGUUUGCCAAGCUGGAUGUUCACCAAAUUGCCGAGCUUGACAAGAUCGGAAUCUCGAGGCCAAACGACGAUGCCAAGUUUUUGAAGGGCGACAGCCUUGGCAAGAUUCAACUGAUUUAUGAUGGGAAGGAUUUCUUGAAGUCGACUGAUGGUCUACCUUUGGAUAAGCCUUUCGGCAUAUUGCUUGACAAGACGAACUUCUACGCUGAGCAAGGUGGUCAAAUUUUUGAUACCGGCAAGAUCAUCAUUGAUGGUGUUGCUGAAUUCAAGGUGUUGGAUGUUCAGGCAUAUGGUGGAUAUAUUGUUCACAACGGUUACCUCGACUAUGGCCACCUGAAGGCUGGAGACGAAGUCAUAUGCGAAUAUGAUGAACUUCGCAGACAUCCCAUCCGCAAUAACCACACUGGGACUCACAUUCUCAAUCACGCCUUACGAGAGCACCUGGGUGAUGAUAUCAACCAGAAAGGCUCCUUGGUUGAUCAAGAGAAGCUGCGUUUCGAUUUUUCACACAAGGCUCAAGUUACUCUUCCGGAGCUGAAGAAGAUUGAGGACUCCUCAAAUGCGUAUAUUAAACAAAAUUGCAAGAUCUACGCAAAAGAUGUGGACUUGGAUGUCGCGAAGGGCAUCAAUGGUGUCCGUGCCGUCUUUGGAGAGACAUAUCCCAAUCCUGUCCGAGUGGUCUCUGUUGGCGUCGAUGUUGAUACUCUCCUCGAGAAUCCUUCCAACCCUGAUUGGAUAAAGGUCAGCGUCGAAUUCUGCGGUGGAACACACGUCGACCAAACAGGUCUCAUCAAGGAUCUCGUCGUCGUGGAAGAGAGUGGCAUUGCCAAGGGGAUCCGAAGAAUUAUCGCUUACACCGGUGAUGCCGCACACGAAGUUCAACGGCUCGCUCUCGAAUUCGGAAAGCGGAUCGAGGCUAUAGAGAAGAUGCCCCUUGGUCCCGAGAAAGAGGCUGAAGUCAAGGCUACCCAGCAAGACUUAAACCAGCUAACUAUCUCGACUUUGGACAAAGAGGAUCUCAAGACUCGUUUCGCCAAGAUUCAGAAGGAGCUUCUUGAUGAGCAGAAGAAAAAGCAGAAGGCCGAAUCAAAGACUGCUUUGGAUCAUGUCACAGGACACUUCGCAGACAACAAAGAUAGUAAGGCCUACAUCGGUCAUCUCCCAAUUUCCGCAAAUGCUAGGGCGAUUGCGGAUGUCAUGAACCACUUCAAAUCAAAGGCGAAGGAUAAGACCGUUUACAUGUUGGCUGGCAGUAAGGAGGAAGGCGCCGUUGUACAUGGUGUUUAUGUUGGCACUGAACACUCCUCCCAAGGCGUAACUGCGGAGCAUUGGUCUGCUGCUGUAUCAGAAGUUGUAGGUGGCCGAUCUGGAGGCAAGGAGCCAACGAGGACGGGUCAAGGCACGAAUCCUCACAAGAUUGCGGAGGCGGUUGAGACUGCGGAGAAGUGGCUUAAGGAGAAAAUGAAGCUUUAGGUGGAUACCCGGUUAUGAACUAUGUGUAUGGACAAUUCACGUUGGGAGGCGGCGCUAUAGAGUAUAAUUUUCCUUUGAUGGUUGGUGGCUUAGACGAAUCUCAAUACUAGGAGUCGUAUGAAUACUCAUGUCUUCUAGUCCAAGAAUCUAACUUGAUAUAUGUGCUAUCCCG